AUGUCUGAUUCAAUUCCCCAGAAGAGAAAAAAACGAAAUUUUGAAAAUCGACAAGUCUAUGUCGGGAAUUUGCCCUUUGAUGCCACGGAGCAGGAACUCCAUGAUGUUUUCUCUGUGAUGGGACCAAUCAAAAACAUUUGGAUGGCAAAAAGACCACCAGGAUUCGCAUUUGUUACUUACAAACGGACGGUCCAUGCAUAUGAUGCGGUAAAAUAUCUCAAUGGAAAAAAAAUAUGCGAUUUGGAAGCAAAGGUGGAGAUGUGUGAAAUGGAUUUCAAGGAAGAUUUGAAAAGAAGGAUGGAGGAAAAUCAAAGAAAAUUGAAAAGUGUCACAGAAGGCUGA
This is a messenger RNA of Caenorhabditis briggsae, 342 nucleotides long. The transcript has 3 exons. Gene Ontology annotation, cellular component: nuclear speck. NCBI's taxonomy places the organism in Eukaryota, Metazoa, Nematoda, Chromadorea, Rhabditida, Rhabditidae. The record is from RefSeq and is a predicted model, not a curated record. Gene Ontology annotation, molecular function: RNA binding. Bases 1 to 342 code for a protein of 113 amino acids. Gene Ontology annotation, biological process: mRNA splicing, via spliceosome.